This is a messenger RNA of Asparagus officinalis (garden asparagus), 3921 nucleotides long. RefSeq names its product phytosulfokine receptor 2. The record is from RefSeq and is a predicted model, not a curated record. The coding region runs from base 560 to 3682 and encodes 1040 amino acids. Lineage: Eukaryota; Viridiplantae; Streptophyta; Magnoliopsida; Asparagales; Asparagaceae. Gene Ontology annotation, biological process: protein phosphorylation; hormone-mediated signaling pathway. Gene Ontology annotation, cellular component: plasma membrane. The transcript has a single exon. Gene Ontology annotation, molecular function: protein binding; protein kinase activity; ATP binding.
GAGUCCCCUCUGGUCUCCUCACCCACCCCCGCUGCCCACUCACCCACUCACCCACUCCACUCUACCCGUGGGCCCCACACUCCUCACUCCAAACCCCCGGAUGCUGUCCGAGCUCUAGCUACAAAGAAGCUCUCAAUCUUUCCAGUUCUACACAAAGCCGACAAACUUGUGUAAGCUUCAAGCUUCCCCCUCGUCAUUAAUAAGCUCUCUUGGAAAGCUCGCCUCCCCCCCUCCUUGAAUCCAAACUCGUCGUUGGGUCCACAGGAAACCCUGCCUUCUAUUCUAAGGUCUCCCCUUCUCUUCUCCCGAUGACAUUGGCAUUUAAUUGGAUCUUUUGUUGUUAUCUUAACUUGGGGUAGUUUGUUCUUUAGCCUUUUGCGCUUCUCCCUCACUGCGGUUUGUUUCUUUGCUUCUUUCUCCUUGACCCACCAAAAGAAAUACCCAAAUGCUCUCCCUUUUCUUCUUCUUCUUCUCCUUCUUGUUCCUCUUCAAAUGGGCUUAGGUGAGCAUUUUUGAAUCAACACUUGGGUUUGAUGCUCUUUAUCACAAAGCCUUACUAAUGGCUUCAUCUUCUUCCUGUUUCUCUCUCGUCUCCAAAUGGGCAUUCUUAUUUUCUCUCAUUUACCCUUCAUUAGUCCUGUCUUGUGACCCUAGUGAUCUUGUAGCUCUUCAGUCCUUUGUCAGUAACCUGAGCAAUGGCUCCAUUGUUUCCACUUGGUCCGCUGAAACCCCGUGCUGCAAUUGGGUUGGUGUCUACUGCAAUAAGAGCUCGGAUAGAGUUACAAAGCUCAGUCUUUCAGGCCUCGGGCUUGUUGGAUCCAUCUCGGGUUCUCUUGGCAAUCUAACUCAGUUGAAAUCACUGGACCUCUCUAGGAAUUCUCUCGCCGGCGGCGUCCCGAUUCAGCUCGGCAAUCUCGUGAACGUUCAGGUCCUCAAUCUGAGCUACAAUGGACUCUGGGGUCAUGUCACCGCACUUGGCUCUAUGCAAGCUCUCGAAUGGUUGGAUCUGUCUUCGAAUUCCUUCAAUGGCUCGUUCUCUGAUUUUAGUUUGGGCUUGCCCAAUUUGUCAUUCUUCAAUAUUAGCAAUAACUCGAUGAGUGGCUCAAUUGGCUCUGAUAUCUGCAUUGGCUCCAAAUCUAUUCGGGUUAUUGAUUUCUCGAUGAAUUUCUUCUCGGGCUCGCUUGCUGGCGACAUGUUUGCUAAUUGUGGCGGUUCUCUGAAAGAAUUAUACCUUGGUUUCAAUUCUUUGUCAGGUAAUCUCCCUGCCGAGCUCUUUGAGUUGGUUUCUUUGGAGAAGUUGUCGCUUGAAUUUAAUGAGUUUCUGGGUGGAUUGGGCGAGAAUUUGAGCAAUCUAUCAAGUUUGAGAUCACUGAUUUUGUCGGAGAAUCGAUUUUCUGGUCCAAUUCCUGAUGUGUUUGGUAAUUUGACAAUGCUUGAGAAGUUGAUAGCUCCUUCCAAUUCUUUCUCUGGCGAUAUUCCAAAUUCUCUGUCUUUGUGUUCAGUGCUUAGAGAACUCGAUUUGAGGAAUAAUUCUUUGGUGGGCCAUCUUGAUCUUGAUUUCUCUAGCUUGCCAUUGCUCACUUCUCUUGAUCUUGCUAGUAAUUUUCUGGAGGGCUCUCUUCCUGUCAGCCUCUCGACUUGUUCCAAGUUGGAAACUUUGAGCCUUGCUAAGAAUGGAUUAUCUGGUGAAAUUCCUACUGAAUUUGGAAAUCUUGAAUCGCUCUCAUUCCUUUCAUUGUCAAAUAACAGCUUCCAUAAUAUAGCCAGCGCAUUGGCAGUGCUCCGACAGUGUAAGAACCUUACAACAUUGAUCCUAACCAAGAAUUUCAAUGGCGAAGAGGUCCCUGAGUUCUCCAUUGAGUUCCCACAUCUUCAAAUCCUUGCAUUUGGCAAUUGUGCUCUCCAUGGUGAAAUUCCCAUUUGGUUGAUGAGUUGUAAGAAGCUACAAGUCUUGGACCUGUCAUGGAAUCGUUUUCAUGGGAGAAUUCCUUCAUGGAUUGGACAACUCGAAAAUUUGAUCUAUUUGGAUAUCUCUAACAAUUCUCUUACCGGUGAAAUCCCAAAGAGUUUGACUCAACUCAAGAGCCUCAGUCUUGCAAACAGCUUCACGAAUGGCAGUUCGAUAGUCAUGCCUCUCUAUGUUAAACGGAACGAAAGCGUUCUUGGGCUUCAAUACAACCAAGUUUCAAGCUUCCCGCCAUCUUUGUACUUGAAUGACAAUGGGAUUAAUGGUUCAAUAUGGCCAGAAUUUGGGAAGCUAAAGGCCCUCCAUGUAUUGGAUUUGAGCAGAAAUAACAUUUCGGGCAUAAUUCCUGACACAAUCUCAGAGAUGGAGAAUUUGGAGAUAUUGGACCUCUCUUGCAAUGAUCUCAAUGGUUCUAUUCCUCAGUCUUUGAGCAAACUCACGUUCUUAUCCAAGUUCAGUGUAGCCCAUAAUCACUUGGAGGGAGAAAUUCCAACCGGUGGCCAAUUCUUUAGCUUCUCAAAUUCUAGCUUUGAGGGCAAUCUAGGGUUAUGUCGAGGACCAGACACUUGCAAUAAAACCAAAGAAAUUAUUGGUAUGACUCCAGAAAUCUCAUCAAAAAUGAAUGGUAGGGUUGGGAGAAAAAGCGUUCUUGGAAUCACAAUCAGCAUCAGUGUGGGGAUUGUAGUUCUCUUUAUUGUCCUCUUGCUUAACUUGUCAAAGAAAGAGGCAAUCGAUCCAACAAACGAAGAAGAUGAAGAAAUAGAAGAAGGAGCAUUUCGUCCUUCUGACUCUGGAUCAAAGCUUGUCCUCUUCUUUCAAAACUCAGACAGCAACAAAGAGCUAACAAUCAGCGAUCUACUAAAAUCCACAAACAAUUUCGAUCAAGCCAAUAUCAUUGGAUGUGGAGGAUUCGGUCUAGUCUACAAAGCUUACCUCCCCAAUGGAACCAAAACUGCAAUCAAAAGACUUUCAGGUGAUUGUGGUCAAAUGGAAAGAGAAUUUCGAGCAGAGGUAGAAGCACUCUCAAGAGCUCAACACAAAAACCUCGUCGCCCUAAAAGGCUACUGUCGUUAUGGCAAUGAUCGACUCCUAAUCUAUUCCUACAUGGAGAAUGGAAGCCUUGAUUAUUGGCUUCACGAAAAAUCAGAUGGAGGCUCUCUUCUUAAAUGGGACUCUAGGCUCAAAAUAGCUCAAGGCUCAGCGAGAGGACUAGCUUACUUGCACAAAGUUUGCGAACCAAACAUUAUACACAGAGAUGUGAAAUCCAGCAACAUUCUUCUUGAUGAAAAAUUCGAAGCGCAUUUGGCGGAUUUUGGACUUGCGAGGCUAAUAAGGCCAUAUGAUACUCAUGUGACAACUGAUUUGGUCGGUACUUUGGGAUAUAUUCCACCUGAGUAUAGUCAGACUCUGACUGCGACUUUGAGAGGAGAUGUGUUUAGUUUUGGCGUUGUUUUGUUGGAGCUUUUGACGGGGAGAAGACCUGUGGACGUUUGUAAAGGUAGAGGGUGUAGAGAUUUGGUGUCUUGGGUGUUGCAGAUGAAAGCAGAGGGGAAAGAGGAGCAGGUUUUUGAUGCUGUGAUUUGGAGCAAGGCGAAAGAGAGAGAGUUGAUGGUGGUUCUUGAGACUGCUUGUAGGUGUAUCGUGUCGGAUCCGAGGCAUAGGCCGACGAUUGAUCAGGUUGUUAUUUGGCUUGAUGGGGUUGGUGUUGAUUCUUGAUUUUGGUUUUUCUAGUUUUUGUGUUUUAAUGUUAUAUUUGCAAAGGAUGCGAGUGAGAAACGACAGGGGGAGUGUUGGGAUUCAUAAUUGUUCGGAGGUAUAAUAAUGUAAAUAAAAUGUCCCUUUUCCAUAACAAUACCUUGAGUUCGAUAAUUUUUUUAGCCUUUCUCAUGCAUUAUAGAUGGUAUAUACCUGCAGGUCUUAUUUUAUGCAAUCGGUUGGAGACUGUAAUCUUGAAU